Penicillium diatomitis is the source of this 2661-nucleotide messenger RNA. Its product is annotated as putative cell wall proline rich protein. The transcript is spliced from 2 exons. The record is from RefSeq and is a predicted model, not a curated record. Lineage: Eukaryota; Fungi; Ascomycota; Eurotiomycetes; Eurotiales; Aspergillaceae. Bases 1 to 2661 code for a protein of 886 amino acids.
AUGGCCUCUAUCUCUCUUCCUCCGCAGCAUCAGCCAGGCUUCUCACCACAUUCGCCCUUCCCCUCUUCUCCAUCAAACUCCGACCACUCUCGCCGCCUGACCAUGCCAGCUCCUCUACCUAAUCCCCCAUUUGUUUUUCCUGCGCGCGACUCCGACCAGUCUCCCCCCCAAUCGAAGCCCAAACAGCGUCGGGCACCAUCUGCUCUGCCAACCUUUUCUUUCAACCCGGGUGCCAGCACUACGACGCUACAGCCUCCACCGGUCUCAGUCCCAGCGGGUCGACCAGCCGGUCACAGACGCCGACCGAGUGAAUUCGUCGGAGGUGAUCAGUUAGUGAUUCCUGGAAAUGGAGAGACUACUGAGAGCCGAGAAGAAGUCGCCACCGCUCCCCCUGUCACAACUUCAUCGGGCCCGUCGCCGGCCCGUGGACCAGGUCGACGGCACCAUGCCCAUCGUCGUUCAGCGGCAAUCUCUGGGGUGGAUCUGUUGGCCAUCCACAAGGCUCUCAAUACUAACCCGGCUGCAAGCGCUCCAACCCUUCCCAGCGACUCCUCCUUGGAUGAUAAUUCAUCAUCCUCUCGACCAUUCUCACAAUCGACAACCACUCUCGGCCGUCCGACACCUCCGGCUUCGCCAAGAUUCCCCGCCGUGUCGGCAGUGCCCCCGGUGCCUCCGAUUCCAGCUGCAAUCCGUCUUGAACACGCCCAAUCCAUCUUCGUCGAAGACGGCGGUCGCCCGGUUUCUGCCGUGUCCCACCAAGCUUCGCCCAGUGCGCAAUCGGUCAAAUUCGAGCAGCAACCUGAGCCUCCGACUCCCACGCCUCAGCCACUCAAUCGGGGGUCCAAGCAACGGCCGAAAACAGCCGAUGCUUUCAUGGCUUUCAACACCUCUCAGGGCAAGAAUAUCCCGGAGCCCCCCUUGGUGAAGCGCUCCAAAUCAACCGGUCACUCCCGCUUCAAGAAAGAUCGGUCCGUGGGCAACCUCGACGCAACGCUUGCAACGCAAGAGCCCGGCGACACACAUUCGGCCUGUACAUCUCGGCCUUCAUAUUCAACUGAUGGCUCCGAAAUGAGCGACACCGAUGACGAAGGCGCUUCUCCGUCGGCCAAGAAGUCCAGCUCCAAGUCCAAGAAGAAGCAAAAGCGUAUCCGAUCCUGGGCUGGUGGCAUUUUAGCCCGUAAGCCGAAGCGGCACACCAAGAAUGACCCAGCUCUCAAACGAGAAAAGAAGGGAAAACCUCCAGCGCUGACUCCGCCCACCCUGACCCGUACCAACUCGGAAGUUGGCUCCAUGCUGGAAGUUGACUUUGAUAAUGACGACGUUGUUGUACUUCGAACCCCUACCAACACCGAGGCCCCCGUUUCGUCGAUCGAGCGGGCUAAGGAUGAAUCGCCUAUUCCGAUGCCUUCCUUGGAGACCGCUUGGAAACCUCGCAGCUUUUAUGAACAGAAUGUCGAGCCUCUCGACGACAUCCUGACCAGUCCAGUUAUCGAUCUGGAUGCCGCGCUAGGUCCGUUCAAUACCCCCGGGGACAGUCGCCCAUCACACGGCACACCAAGCAAAUUUCAUCUGGCCACUCAGCGAAUGUACAGUGGUGGUCGACGAGGCGAUCAUGCCCCCUUUGAUCGGAGCGCGCUCGGUGCGGUUCGUCUCACCGGGCCCCCUGCCAUGGAUACUCCCGAUGUCUUCUACGAGGAGGACGAGGACGCCUUCCUGGCUGCCAACCAAUCCCCCAAAUCUGAAACAGCCUCGUCGGCUCCUGUUCCCAGCGCCAUUUCUGAGGCGCUCGACAAGACAUCCUCCCUCCAAGGUGAGGAUCAAAAGUCCGCCAAGGGUGAGGACACUGAAGAUACUACGUCCCGAUCUUCUGAGACCAAGUCGUUGGGCCCGACCGGUUUGGGUAUCCAGGCAUCCGGGGAGCCGUCUACCGACUUCGAGCUAGACAUGCCGGGUCCUACCGAGGAAGAGGUCGCAGUGAGCGCCAUGCAUGCUGCUCCCAAUCCCUUCUCCUUGCAGUCACGAACUCCCGAGGUCGUUCACAAGUUAGAGGCAUGCGCGGUCAAAGCAACUGGCCCACCUAGCCCGGACAUGUCUCCGCGAUUCCUCUCAAUCGAUAAGCGGCCGGCCACCUCUCCUCAGGAAAUGUUACAGGGAGUACCGCCCUUGUCGCUGUCGGCUGGUGUCUCACCAUCGGAGUGCUCGUUCCCUUCCCCGGAUGUCGCACGAUUCAAUGAUCGCACAUUCUCCUCGCACUCCUACCAUCAUCUCCCGUCGGAGUAUCCAUACGCUUCCGUCGACGAUGUGCCUUCUUUGACAAGCAGUGCCUCGACAAUGACCGGAACCGUGCAUCGGUUCUCUGACACUUUCUUUCCACGGGUCCGUCUGUCUACUGAUCGUGCUGCAUCUUUCUCGGCCGCGGUCAAUCGUCGGGGCAGCCAAGCCAACAGCUCCAAACGCUCAAGCUUGGUUAGUAUUUCUAAAUUGGUGGGUGGAUCUCACUCUGAGCGCAGUAAAUUGUCUCAGGAAGAGAAACCUCCCGGCGACGCCCCUGAAAAGACAAAAAAGAAGCACCGCAUCAGCCGCUUGAUGCAUUUCUGGAAAGUCAAGGAGCGAGAGAAGCAGGUCUCGCCUACCGUGUCUGAUCAACCCAUCCGAGAGUAG